This is a messenger RNA of Syzygium oleosum, 1635 nucleotides long. RefSeq names its product transcription factor MYC2-like. NCBI's taxonomy places the organism in Eukaryota, Viridiplantae, Streptophyta, Magnoliopsida, Myrtales, Myrtaceae. Gene Ontology annotation, cellular component: nucleus. The transcript has a single exon. Bases 28 to 1524 code for a protein of 498 amino acids. Gene Ontology annotation, molecular function: DNA-binding transcription factor activity; protein dimerization activity; transcription cis-regulatory region binding. Gene Ontology annotation, biological process: regulation of DNA-templated transcription. The record is from RefSeq and is a predicted model, not a curated record.
GAAUGUUUCGGUAUAAAUUAUGCAUACAUGACAGAAGAUAAGGGCGCUUUUAUCAAGGAGAGCUUGGAAGAAAAAACCCUGGCUCUAUCUCAGAACCACCGAUCGAUGGAAGAAAUCACAUCUUCUGCUUCUUCCUCUUUACUGGUCCCUCUUCCUAAAGAAACCUCACUCAAUCUCCAGCAAUACUUUCACGUCUUGCUCCAGAUCCGACCCGAUGAUUGGGUCUACUCCAUUUUCUGGCAGCCCUCGACGGACGACCGUGGCUGUCUCGUCCUAACCUGGGGCGACGGCCAAUUCCGAGGGAUGAAAGAUCGCGCACCCAAUAACUCCACCAAUCAAAGGGUGUCCAAAGACCUCGGGACACUCACCAGCGUCAAUUUCAACCCCUCCUCAAACAUGGAUACUAAGUGGGUCCAAAAGGAUGUCUACGAUCUCGAAGGGUUCUACAUUGUCUCAGUCACGAGGUCGUAUUCCUCCAAGGAGAGCAUCCUCGGGCGGACAUUCUGUUCUGGGACUUACAUCUGGUUGUGCGGCGAGGACGAGCUCGGAACUUACCAGUGUGAGAGGGUUAGAGAAGCAAGGAUGACUGGACUCAAGAGCAUAGUGUGUAUAUCAACACCCUAUGAUACCGGGGUUCUUGAAUUGGGCUCCACCAAAAGACUUCAAGAAGAUUGGAGUCUAGUCCACUUAGCCAAAUCCCUCUUCACUUCUCAUUUCUUGAGCACUGAAAUUACUCCCCAUGUCCAUGAAGAGCAUCAGUUCAAUGUUGUUCUAAAGGAAGAAUGUUCCGCGUUAGAUGGAACUGGCGCUUCGCGCUCUGAGACGUGUCCUUCGGACACGUAUGGGCCUUCGGGUUCCAAGAGUGACUUAAAAAGAUUGGGCGCGUCGCAUAAUAUCGCUUCCUCUAACAAGAGGGCGGCGAUUACAAAGAUGGAGAGGGACGACAAAGAGCCAGUCCGGUCGCCAUCGCCUUCACGGUUGAACCACGUGGAAGCCGAGAGGCAAAGAAGAGAGAAGCUGAAGCAGAGAUUCUAUGCCCUAAGAUCUGUCGUCCCUAAAGUCACGAAAAUGGACAAAGCCUCUCUUCUCUCCGAUGCGGUGAGUUACAUCAAGGAGCUGCGAUCCAGGAUCGAUGAACUUGAGGGCAAGCUCAAGUUUCUGUCCCAAAAGCCUGGCCCGAAUAAAGUGGCCAGCCUUUUCAGCCAUGAAACCGAGAUGACAUUGCAAGUGAGCAAGUUCAGAUCGAGCCAGUCGCUGAAUGUUGUCAAGGGUUUGAGCAAGAUGGAGGUGGAGGUGAAGGUGGUAGGCGACGAAGCGUUGGUUCGGGUCCGGAGCCCGAACCGGGACCACCCGGCUGCGAGGCUGAUGGACGCGCUCAAGGAGCUGGAGCUCGAAGUCCACCAUGCGAGCGUGUCGAGCAUGAAGGGGUUGAUGCUUCAGGACGUGGUGAUUCGGACUCCGAUUGGUUGGGCGAGCGAGGAGAGCUUGAGAGAUGCGAUUCUUGCAAGAUUGUGCAAGGUAUGACUCAUGGUUAAGGUGUCGGUUGUUGGGCUGAAGGUUUUGUUGUGUUGUUGUUAAUGAUUGAAAUUCUGUUGUCAAUUGUGGUGUUGUUUAUCUAGCUGUUUGUUUUUGUAA